GUGGCACAAACAUAUUACGGACCUAGAAGUAAAUCAAACCACCGUAGCCUAUCAAUGUGUUCGGUCGGCGCAGUAGAUCCAAAAUCUUGUUUGGCAUGGCCCGAGAAUCGGAGUCGUGCAUGAUGAUGACGAGUUAUCAUUUGAACUUGGUCCAGCGCACAAGUCCAUCUCAUUCGAGUCGGACUCGAUAUUCAGCGCUUGUAGAAGACAACGAGAAGGGUGUCGCUACGGGAGUGCUACAACUCAAAAGGCGAUUGCGACGCCUGUCAACAGCAACUAAUCGGUUCAGCAUCGAAGGUUCAAGUUGGCUCGCCCAUACAGUGGUCGGUCUUUCUUACGCCCGUACUGAAUGGUUACAAGACCUCCGAGUCAAAUUGUCACGGUCGUACCCGUUGUUGAUCCCCAUCAUGAAAUUUGCCUCUACUCUCAUCCUCGCGUUCGUUGCUGGUGUGCAGGCUCAGCCCUCAGUCAAUGUCUCAGCACUACCCACUGGCAGUCUCACACUCCCGACCGUCACCCUUUCUCCGCCCGCCUCCAUGUCUUUACCUACGUUGACUUUAACCGCCCCAACUUUAACACCGCCUACCAUGACAUUCGGGCCGAAUAGUACAACGACGUCCGCGUCGACGAGUAUGACUGCCACGUCUACAGGUGCAGCAAUGGCAGGCUCGUAUGCUAAUACUGAAUUGGUAACGGGAGCUGUGGCAGGGUUCUUCGGCGUCUUCGCCUUUCUGGUGUAAAAAGUACCAGUAGCUUAUCCAUGGACAAUGUGAGAGCGGUCAUGCACGUCUGUUCACGAUAGAGCGUUGGAUUGGCUAGAUCUAGACAGGGGAGUGACUACUAGUCUAUGCAUUGUGCUAUGCUACCAUUUAGCCGCAAUAAGGUAUACUAGUAAAAAUAGUCAUUUAGGUGUUAAUGCAUGUGGACACGACAUGUCUCCAAUAACUGAAUGAGAACAUGACUGCGAGGUAAAUAACAAGUUUAGCCGUCAGUUUUACGCUCGUACCAAGUCGCACAGAGCACUUUCAUAGGAGAAAAUA
This is a messenger RNA of Suillus subaureus, 1040 nucleotides long. RefSeq lists its product as uncharacterized. The record is from RefSeq and is a predicted model, not a curated record. The transcript has 4 exons. The coding region runs from base 96 to 740 and encodes 214 amino acids. Lineage: Eukaryota; Fungi; Basidiomycota; Agaricomycetes; Boletales; Suillaceae.